This is a messenger RNA of Dioscorea cayenensis subsp. rotundata (Guinea yam), 2772 nucleotides long. RefSeq names its product ubiquitin carboxyl-terminal hydrolase 25. Gene Ontology annotation, molecular function: cysteine-type endopeptidase activity; cysteine-type deubiquitinase activity. NCBI's taxonomy places the organism in Eukaryota, Viridiplantae, Streptophyta, Magnoliopsida, Dioscoreales, Dioscoreaceae. Gene Ontology annotation, biological process: protein deubiquitination. The coding region runs from base 314 to 2338 and encodes 674 amino acids. Gene Ontology annotation, cellular component: nucleus; cytosol. The transcript is spliced from 9 exons. The record is from RefSeq and is a predicted model, not a curated record.
GCCAAAAUAACACCCACAACGAACCUGAACAGGCCCAGAAUUAGAAAGCAAAGCCUUUCUUUCACGCGCACACCCUCUCUUCUUCCAUUCCUUCUCCCGAUCUUUCCUUCUUCUUUCCCUCUCUCUCUCUCUCUCGCUUACUCGCGCGUUCUUUCCCUGUUCUUGGUUUGAUCUCUGCGAGGGAGCUGGAGGAGGAGGAGGAGACGGGACGGCGGAAGCCUUAGCGGAGGAUGCGAUCGGAUGAAGAGGAGGGGGACGAGGAGGUGGAGAAGAGAGGAAGGAGUUGCGCCGGCUCAGGCUCCGGCGGUCACUGAUGGCUCUGCAGAUGUCCUGGCAGCAGCCGAAUCAGCAACGCCGGAAGGCUCCACUUGGGCUUAAGAAUCUCGGCAACUCCUGUUACCUCAAUAGCGUCCUACAGUGCCUUUGUUACACACCUCCGUUAGGGCAGUUCUGUCUCUCUUCUCAGCAUUCAUCUCGUUGUAAGAACUGGGCUGUUGGUGGGGAAAAGGAGUGCCCUUUUUGCAUCUUGGAGCGGCAGAUCACGCGGUGCCUGAGCUUUGAGGGGCCAAGCGAAGCCCCCUCUAAGAUCCACAAGUGUCUUACCCUCUUUGCUGAUUCCUUUCGCUGGGGCCGCCAGGAAGACGCCCAUGAGUUCCUCCGUUAUGUUAUUGACGCUUGCCACAACUCAUGCUUGAAGCUUCUCACCAAAUCGGUGCCUGGAAAGGAGAAUGCAUGUCCCGUGGGCUCUGGAGCAAACACUGUGAUGAAGGAGAUUUUUGGUGGAGCGUUGCUUAGCCAGGUGAAAUGCCUUUCCUGCAAGGGGGAGUCUAACAAGACCGAUGAGAUGAUGGAUGUCAGCCUUGACCUUUUUCAGUGCUCCUCUCUCAAUGAUGCCCUCGGCCGAUUCUUCCAAUCUGAGGUUCUUGAUGGAAACAAUAAGUACAGCUGUAGCAAUUGCAAGAAGCUUACAGUGGCCAGGAAGCAGAUGUUUAUACUCCGUGCUCCCAAUGUUCUUGUUAUUCAGCUUAAGAGAUUUGAAGCUAUAAAUGGUGGGAAGAUCAACAGGAAUAUUGACUUUCAAGAGGGGUUGGUACUUUCAAGAUUUAUGUCUACUCGAAGUCAGGAUCCACAACCUGAGUAUAAUCUUUUUGGCAGCAUUGUGCAUUCAGGUUAUUCACGCGAGUCUGGACAUUAUUAUGCAUAUGUCAAGGAUGCUUCAGGUCGCUGGUAUUGCUGCAAUGAUACUUAUGUUUCACCCUCAAGCUCACAGGAAGUUUUGUCAGAGAAGGUUUACAUACUUUUCUACAUACGUAGUAACCAAAACCCAAUUUCUGGUAAACCUAGUUUAUCAAGCAGUGCUGGGAAGUCGUCUGAUUGCAAUCGAAAUGAUUUACCUCCAUGCCUGAAGACUACAGUGCAGAAGCCGAAUGAAAUUUCCAAAUCAGCUAUAAAACAGAAUGGUGGCUUUCCUGUGAAGGCUGUUUCAACCUUUGUAAAGACUAGUAAACAGCCUCCAACUCCAAGUACACAAAGCAAGAUUUCUAGCUUGAAUAAUUUUGAGACAAAAAGUGCUGCUGCAAAUGGAAAUGGCAACCACAUUCAUCUUAGUGGGCCUAAUGGAAGGUCUAAUGUUCUCGAAGAAGCACGCACUGACAAAAAGAAAAAAGUUCAACCUGUAGGCUGCGGUGUGGAUGAAUCUAGAAUAGUGCAAAGGACAAAGAACCUAAAUGGUAUUAAUGGGAGUGUUUCAUCUAGUGUGGUAGACCAUAGUAAACAGCUGACAUCAUCAGGCUCAAAUGGCACUUUAACAAAGGAUCAGGUUAAGUUAAAAGAAUAUGACACCAACAGAACUCAUACUAUGGUUAUUUCAAGAGGUGAAAAUGAGAGUGAGCAUGCAUCUUCCAACAUGGUUGGCACAUGCAAUGCUGGUAUGAAGAGAAAAUUAUACAAUGAGGAAAGGUCUGACACCUCAUUGCAACCUAGCGAGAAGUCUUGCAAUUUGACGGGGAAAAAUAGCCAAUUGCAAAACUCAUACCCCAAUAAGCAUUCUCCUGAGGAACUUGAGAAACUAAAAGAAGUGCUUGCUGGAGGGGUUCGUGCAGAUUUGCAAUCCUGUGGUUGGGUGGAUAAAGUAGAUGCUUUCAUGAGCGCCAGAAAAAAGUUAUGUAGAUCAACAAUGGGCAACCUUUGUAGUGAUAACGAAUUAAGGGAACGGUUGAUCAAGGAUGCCAAGAGGGACUUUAUUCCUCAAAUUCCAGAAUCACUAAAAGAGCUCCUCAUUGGGCGGGUAACAAACUUCUUUUUUAAAGGAACCUUCUCAUCCAAAGAUGAAGGCUGAGCUGCCAAGAAUGGCUUCUUGCGCUGCUGUUAUGAUGCAUUCUGCAUCUUGAUUUUGCAAGUUCAGAAGGCACAUUUCUCUAGUUUACAAGAAAGGCUAACGGCCCUAGUUUCAGUGGAAGUUUGACACCGUACCAAAUUGGCAUUCAGGGAUCUUCUGCUGCUAUUCAAAUUUUGCGGGUUGGUGUUGAAAUGUAGAUUUUUUUGGUCAGUUGAAUGAGAAUUUACAUUUCGGAGGCUCAUACAUAUACCUUGUAGUGGAGAUUGAUUUUCGGAGUUAUACCCAUGUAAGAUAUCCAUUUUGUUCAUUCUGGUGAUCAUCAAAUCAUGGAAAUUUGUAAUUUUUAUAACAUCGGGUAUUAUAUUCAAUAGCAGAUAUGAUAGUUGAGUUACUUAAACCCAUCUUUACCAAUGCCUGAUAUUAUGAUUUUUCGA